CACGUGCCCACCAUCAGGCCUGGCCAGGCACACAUCUUGUCUUCAAUGAGGUCCGCGACCAGGGCCGUUCGCAGCACCGGCGGCCGACUCCCGCUCUUCCAAGCCAUGACCGAAGUAGCUGAUUUUGCCAAUGAUAUAUGACGGCCAAUGCGGCAUGGAAGAACCACAGCCUCAUCUUCGUGGGCCGACUCCACCUCGUCGCCGGCCUUGCCAGACUGUGGCGGCGGCCAAUAUGAGGCCUGCUACCUCUUCAGAGGAGUUGAGAAAGAGAAAUUCAACGAGACGGACCGUGCUUCAAACCUUGGCGCGGUUUCUUCGCCCCACCGGACAUCAGUCGCGGCAGGGGAAUGCGGCGUCCACGCGACCCCGGCACCGAAGCAAGAAGUCCAACUGCGCCUCCGAUGAGCAAGGUUGCUCACAGGUCUCUGGGCGGCACGAGGCUCAACAAGGCAGCCAGCUGGGUGUCCGUUUACCAGCCAUUCUCAUUUCUCCCCAACACGAUGGUCUCUGACAUAGGCCAUGCCAGGUCGCGCACCUGGGAAAGUUCGCCCACGAGAAAGAGAUGCCACAGUGGCUCGCCAAGGCCUUGGUGAAGAAUGGCUACGUUUCUGCUCACGACAUGAUCCCAGUACUGGCGCAGCUUUUGGAGCAUUCAUCAGGAACCGUUCGUGCCUACCUGUGCCAUCCUUGCGUACAGCACAUCUCAAAACUACGACGUGAAGGCGGGUUCUGUGGCUAUCGAAACAUUCAGAUGCUUAUAUCCUACAUUAUUGGCGCAAAGGCCUUCGGUGCCGAGGUCUUUGGCAACCGAGUCCCGUCCGUCUUUGACAUACAAGACCUCAUCGAGGCCGCGUGGGACAUGGGUCACAACCCCCAGGGGCGCAUUGAAACGGGCGGCAUCAAAGGGACGCGAAAAUUCAUUGGCACGUCAGAGGCGCAAGCCCUCUUCAACAGCCUUCAGAUCCCCUCGCCCGUGCAGUCCUUCCGAGACUCAGAAGAUGGGGCCGCAGCAAGCAAAUUGCUGCAGGCCAUAGACCAUUACUUUAAAGCGGGAUGUGGCGGGAAUGAUGAGUCGAAGAAGGUUCAAACCACCAGCCUUCCGCCAGUGUAUCUACAGCAUCAAGGCCAUUCUCUCACCGUCGUCGGCAUUGAGGAACGAAAAGACGGCCGGCUUAACCUUCUCGUGUUCGACCCAUCCUGCCGGGACUCGGCCGUUUUGAAGAGACACGUCGGCCGGCGUGUUUGCAAAGAUAUGGCUGGAGCGGGGGAUCUUGCGGAGCCCUACCGACGAGGGGCAAAAUAUUUGAUCAAGCAGAAGGAGUUUGAGAUUCUCUGCCUCAGCUCCAAGACACGGACGUCGGCAUCGGAGACAUUGUGAUUUACCUGCCAUCGGAGUGCUUCUCGAACCAUUCCUGCAUCUUCUUCAGGGCACGGCCUCGAUGCGAUACGGCGUUUUUCUGUGCACCGUCCAUCUCGGCAAACCUGUGUGCCCAGCUGCGUUAGAAAAGCACUGCCGAGUCAUACACCGAUGCAAGCGGAGGCCGACCACGGGGACUAUUUUGUACUUACGUUUGGCCCUCGUACUCGAAGACGGGAUCCCACCCUGGGAGAGGCGGAAUUUAGUACCGACUCUUGCGCAUAUCUCCUCGGCAAGAAGGAUUCGCUAGCUUACCAAAAUGAGGUGGCCCUCGGGGGGGUACGAUUUUACCCUUUGUAUCGAGUCUGUCAGCUGGGCUGGAAUCGACUAAUGUCGUUCAGGCUGCACCUACCGGGCAGCGCCCUUGGAAAAGGACAGGCUUGUGUCCGGGGCCAGCGGAAUAGCCAAACGUGCAGACGGCCUCUGCCGACUUAUCUGGAUAGGCUGCGAGCAGGUUGUUCAGCCCUUGGUGGCCA
Purpureocillium takamizusanense is the source of this 1893-nucleotide messenger RNA. RefSeq lists its product as uncharacterized. The coding region runs from base 563 to 1378 and encodes 271 amino acids. NCBI's taxonomy places the organism in Eukaryota, Fungi, Ascomycota, Sordariomycetes, Hypocreales, Ophiocordycipitaceae. The transcript has 7 exons. The record is from RefSeq and is a predicted model, not a curated record.